Molecule: messenger RNA, 957 nt
Organism: Plasmodium yoelii
Lineage: Eukaryota; Apicomplexa; Aconoidasida; Haemosporida; Plasmodiidae
Exons: 8
Coding region: 1-957 (318 amino acids)
Biological process (GO): protein deubiquitination
Molecular function (GO): cysteine-type deubiquitinase activity
Source: RefSeq, a predicted model, not a curated record
AUGAAAAAACAAAAAAAAGACAAUAUUCAACAUAUGAAACAAGUCAAGCAGAAUAUGGAAAUGAAUUGUGAAGAAUGUGAAAGAGACAAUAUGGAAAGCAAUUGCUCAUUGAUUACCGACUAUCAUGAUAGCAAUUUUAGAAAAUAUUUUUAUAUAAAAAAUAUAAGAGCAGAUGGGAAUUGUCUUUUCAGAGCAGUCUCAGAUCAAUUAUAUAAUACUGAGGAAAAUUAUAAAGAAAUCAGAAAGAAAGUGGUAGAACAUUUGGAAAAAAAUGAGGAUAAAUAUAUGAACUUUAUUGAAUAUGAUGAAAGCUAUAAAUCAUAUAUAGAAAGAAUAAGCACAGAUGGUACAUGGGGUGGCCAAUUAGAGCUUCAAGCAGUUGGCGAAAUUUUCAAUAUAAAUAUUUUAAUAUAUCAAGAAAACGGAUCCAUACUUGAGAUAAAAAUAAAUUCAAAUGAUAGCAAUUGCAUACAAUUACAUUAUACUUCAAAUGAACACUAUAACAGUGUUCGAUUCAUAAAUCAAGCUUUAGAAAAUCAACUAAUGUCGAUUAAAGAUUUAAAAGAAAUGAUAUAUACUAAGGAAGAAAAUGAUUCAAUCAAAACUUUAUAUGAAACAACAGAAAACGAAUUAAGUGAUGAAUUAGAAGAAAUAGAAGGAAAUAAUUUGAGAAAAGAAAAUAAAAUUUAUGAUAAUUUAUAUAAAAAGGGUGAUUUUUUUAAGAUAAGUAAUGAAAAUGAAGAUAUAUAUGAAGCUAAUUUUAAUCUGACUGAGAAUAAUAAACAUAAAUUAAACUGUAUUAAUAUAUCACAAAAUAAUUGUAAUAAAAUAAAGCUUAAAAAAAUGCGAAGUAGAAGUAUGCCAAAUGUUAAUGAUAAUUUUUUAUAUUUUUUUGAUAAAAAUGGACUUGACGAACAAAUUGAAAGUGAUAGUACUAUAGAUUUAGUAAAUAAAUAA